Penicillium oxalicum is the source of this 465-nucleotide messenger RNA. RefSeq lists its product as uncharacterized. NCBI's taxonomy places the organism in Eukaryota, Fungi, Ascomycota, Eurotiomycetes, Eurotiales, Aspergillaceae. The coding region runs from base 1 to 465 and encodes 154 amino acids. The transcript is spliced from 2 exons. The record is from RefSeq and is a predicted model, not a curated record.
AUGCCACCACCUCCCAGCCAAAGGGCUGAUAUUGAGCCCCCCGAGGAGAUCACCACUGAAGCUGCCAAGGGCUUCAUGACGGGCGUGUUUCGCUUCGGCUCAGUCUCCAUCCUCGCCCAUAUGAUCAUGAUUCUACCCCAUCCGUUCACCUUCACCUCGCCCACCACGCCAGCCACCACCGCGGGUGGCCCGUCUCGACCACGUCCAUCCAUGUUCUCCCGCGAGUCGAUCCGCUCGCGCCUCUUCUAUCGACCACUUGAGGGGUUCUCUGAAUGGGUGUCUCCGGCGUCCCGCGUGUAUCGCGGGUUAACACCCCAAUUCAAAGUAUUCCUGCAGAUCGCGGCCAUGACGCUGGGAGGCUGCAUUUGGGCCGAACGUCGGGUGAACGAGUAUAUUGAGCUGAUGAGACGGAUCAAGCGCGCGGAGCGUCUUCAAGCUCAGCGGGAACAAGGAGGACGUCCUUGA